This is a messenger RNA of Drosophila novamexicana, 1142 nucleotides long. RefSeq names its product eukaryotic translation initiation factor 3 subunit G-1 (gene eIF3g1). NCBI's taxonomy places the organism in Eukaryota, Metazoa, Arthropoda, Insecta, Diptera, Drosophilidae. Gene Ontology annotation, molecular function: translation initiation factor activity; RNA binding. Gene Ontology annotation, cellular component: cytoplasm; eukaryotic translation initiation factor 3 complex. The record is from RefSeq and is a predicted model, not a curated record. The coding region runs from base 100 to 909 and encodes 269 amino acids. The transcript has 2 exons.
CAUCCCUAACUGACUCUUUUCGUGGUGCGGACGCAAUCUGCAAACUCGUGGCGAAUUUUUGUAUUACAUUUUCGUUGUCCAUUUGCAUAGCAAAACAAGAUGCCGGGCGUUGAAACAAUCAAAUCAAGUUGGGCCGAUGAGGUGGAGCUGGACUACGGCGGCCUGCCACCAACAACGGAGACCAUUGAGAAUGGCCACAAAUAUGUGACCGAAUACAAAUACAACAAGGAUGAUAAGAAAACAAAAGUGGUGCGCACUUACAAAAUAUCCAAGCAGGUGGUGCCAAAAACUGUUGCCAAGCGCCGCACCUGGACCAAAUUUGGUGAUUCGAAGAACGAUAAGCCCGGCCCCAAUUCGCAGACCACAAUGGUGUCCGAAGAGAUCAUAAUGCAGUUCCUCAACUCUAAGGAGGAUGAGAAGGCAAACGAUCCGUUGCUGGAUCCCUCCAAGAACAUUGCCAAGUGCCGUAUUUGCAACGGUGAGCAUUGGUCGGUCAAUUGUCCCUACAAAGGUACCGCCAUGGAUACGAAUCUUAUGGAGAAGAAGGCCGCUGCCGCUGCCUCUGCGGCCGUCGAUGCACCCAAAUCCGGCAAAUAUGUACCGCCAUUCCUCAAGGACAGCCAAAAGGGCGGCAUGGGUAUGCGUGGACGGGACGAUACGGCCGCCAUACGCAUCUCCAAUCUGUCCGAGUCGAUGACCGAGGCCGAUCUCGAAGAGCUGGUGAAGAAGAUUGGCCCACAGAGCAAGAUGUACCUGGCCCGCGACAAGAACACCGGCCUCUGCAAGGGUUUCGCCUACGUACACUUCAAGCAGCGCAAGGAUGCGGCGGCGGCCAUCGAAAUAUUGAACGGACAUGGCUACGAUCACUUGAUCCUCAGUGUUGAAUGGUCCAAGCCUCAGAACAAUUAGAAAACGGCGAGGUGUGUGGAAUCCUGUGGGUGUGUAUGCAGCAUGGCGUCGAUGCCUAGAGAGGGGACAUUGAAGUUGAUGUUGAAGAAUAUGUAAAAUCCUUUUAGUUUUUUUUUUUAAUGCCCGAAGCAUACCGCAUGUGUUACCAAUAAACAGUACACUGUGUCUAAGCUAUAAGUUUGCUAAAAUACAAAAACGAAAUAAAAACAAUACGCUCUGACGGCGCCCAACAA